ACAUCGCCGUUGCUUCUCGAGGAACCAAUUCGACUGGCCUCGAUACUGGAACACUCUCACUAUCACAGGUCGGUCCCAUGCCUGACCAAGAUCGUGGGGACGGUAGGCGGCAACUCGAAGACCGUGGAGCAACUGUCGGCUCUGCUUGAAGCGGGCAUGACAGCUGCACGGUUCGACUUCUCUGUGAGCGACCAGGAGAACCACCAGGAGACGUACGAGAACCUGCGGGAAGCCAUGAAGAAAACGCACCGCAUGUGCGCGACCGUGUACGACACGCACGGGCCUGAGAUCACCAUCGCCAACACCAACAACGCCACAGUGACGAUGACAGCAGGCAGCACGGUGGUGCUGUCAGGCGACAAGGACCACCCCGUCACUGCCCAGGCGCUGCCCCUCGCCUGCCCCCAACUCGCCAAGGCGGUGAAGCCAGGGGACGAGGUGUUUGUGGGGCGCUACCUCUUCACAGGCAGCGAGACCACGUCCGUGUGGCUCAAGGUGGAGGAGGUGAAGGGGGACGACAUAGUGUGCACGGUGACCAACACGGCAGAGCUGCAAGGGGACUUCUUCACUGUUCACGCUGCUCAGGUGGACACGGACAUGCCUAUCCUCUCCAAGGUGGACGAGCGCCACCUGUCCACGUGGGGAGUGAACUGCUUGCCGCACAUCAUCUUCCUCUCCUUCACUCGCAACGCAGAGGACGUCAGAUACGCGCGCAAUCACCUCGCCCAACUGGGCAAGCUCUCGCAGUCCUUCAUCUUUGCCAAGAUCGAGAGCAUUCAGGGGCUGAGGAAGAUAGAUGAGAUUCUGGCAGAGGCAGAUGGGCUCGUGCUGGGGCGAGGUGAUCUUGGAAUCGACCUGCCUGCAGAAAAGGUGUUUCUGAUGCAGAAGGUGGCAAUCUACAAGGCCAACAUGGCAGGCAAACCAUGUGUCAUCUCGCGAGUGGUCGACACGAUGACAGACACGCCCCGCCCCACCCGUGCUGAGGCCACCGACGUCGCCAACGCUGUGCUGGAUGGUGUGGAUGCUAUUAUGCUGGGAGCUGAGACGCUGAGAGGGCUGUACCCUACUGAGACAGUGUCAACUGUGCGCCUCAUCUGUUCCGAGGCGGAGAAGGCAUACAACCAGGAGCUCUAUUUCAAGAAGGCGGUCAAGGAAGCUACCGACACCAUGAGCGAGCUUGAAGCCAUGGCCUCAUCCGCGGUGAAAACAGCAGAGAAGGUGCAUGCAGCAGCAAUUGUGGUGUUCACCUCCUCUGGAAGAAUGGCCAGGCUCGUGGCCAAGUACAAGCCAACCAUGCCUGUGCUGACGCUCGUCAUUCCACGCCUCUACGUUGAUAAGCUCAGAUGGACGGUGCAGGGCGAGGUCCCGGCUCACAUGUGUUGUCUUAUGCGAGGGCUCAUCCCCAUGAUGGCUACACCCAAGACGCUGGAGCAAAGCGACGUAUCCACUAACGAGACUGUUCUUAAGGAGGCCAUUCUUCAGGGCCAGCGCAUCGGAGUGCUGAGGAAGCAUGACAGGGUGGUGGUGGUGCAGAAACUCGGCGACUCCGUUGUGAACGCAGGGCCGCUGCUCCCCUCUCUCAUCCCCUCCCCAACCCCUCUCUUCCCCUUCCCAACCCUUCUCUUCCCCUCUCCACCCAUUCUCUUCCCCUCUCCACCCAUUCUCUUUCCCUCUCCACCCAUUCUCUUUCCCUUUCCACCCAUUUCUUUUCCACCCCACCCAUUCUCUUUCCCUCUCCACCCAUUCUCUUCCCCUUCCAAACCCACAGCAGAUGUAGUGGACAACACAGGGCCGCUGCUGGGCCGAGUGGGUCAACUCCAGCAGCAGCUGCACCACCAGCUGCUGCCCUCCUCCCAAGCCUCCACCCACCCACUGCCCUCCAACCCACACGGUCCGAACCAAGCAGCAGUACGCUCAGAACGUUCUGACCAAGUCCCCCUCUCAGAGGGCUCGAAUGAGCGGAUUGAUCCAGCAGAUUGGGAGGACCAAGCCCUAGGGCGUUUGGCGGCAGGCGGAUUGGGAGGUGGUGGUGGUGGGCGGAGGAGCGGGGUAGAAGAGGAGCGGAGUGCAGCAGGGAUGGUGGAUCAUGGGGGCAUUGUGCCGGAAGGGGUUGUGCCUGAUGCGCUGGAUAGGCGCAUUCCAAUGCUCAUCCGAAUGAGUCCUGAGCGUCUACAGCUGCCUCUGGAGGCGCUUCCACAUGCCAUCGACAGCAGCGAGCAAAAGAAUGUCAUGCUAGCAUACCGAGAACGGUUUGACAAGUUUGGCGAUCUGAUUCGCUGCCACGGUCCUCCCUGUCCCGAUUUUGCCCCCUGCGGCUCUGCCUACCCCAACGUGCACGCGUGCUGGAACGAGCAUCUCGACGCGCCUCUGCUGCUUCCCGCUCGCGCGCCCCUCAACUGCCCCAAGAAGGCCCACCUCAAGAAUCCGCGGGUGCCGUGGCAGAACCACGACAAGACGUGCUCGCAUCCGAGGGACUUCAACCCCCGAGAGCCGUCCGCCAUGCAGGUGUUUCGCCUGCAUGACGUCAUGGUGACACACAAGGGCUUUGUCUUCAACUCCACUCACCGAUACGUGCACCAGGGCUGCAAGCGAUUCAACCCGUUCUCCUACCCACAAGGCCAGAAGGUGCAUCGCAUGAAGCUGGCGUUUGACUGGGGCUACACGCAGGGCAGCAACUUCUACCACUUCUUAGUCGAGGCCAUCCCCUCCUUCUUUGUCGCUGCUGCGGCACUGCCCAACCUCAGAGAAAUCCCCAUCAUUGCAGAGCGCUUCCAGUGGGACCUAUACGACAGCAUAGGCCGCAUCUUCAUAGGGGUGAAUCGCACGGACAUGAGAGCCCUGCCAGCAACCGAUGGGGACCUAUUCCACGUUGACACGCUCUAUGUGCAUCGCGUGAGAAACGCAUCACGUGAGAUGGAGCUGAGGCGGCACCAUUUGCUGUUUCACACCCUCUCUCUCCCCUCAACCGUCCGUUGCCCGCUACCCCCUCCUCCUCCCGCCCAGCCCAUGCUACAGGAGUGUGGAGCCCCCAACAAGGCCCUCUGGAUGGAGUUGAGGCGGCACCAUCUGCUGCACCCGCAGGGCCUGCCUCUCUUCCGCCCCGACUUCUCCUACCACUACCGCCCAGCGCUCUCCUACCAGCAACUCACCCACCUGCCCCCCGACUGGGUGGUGGUGCUGGCGCAGCGGCCCUCAGGGAAGCGCUCCUUCACCAACGCUGAGGAGGUUAAAGAAGCGGUUCUCUCGGCGUUUCCGCCGGAAAGGGUGGUAGUGUUUGACGGGUCGCUGCAGCUCAUGCAAGGUGCGUUGCUUGCCCUUCAUGGGGUCUGUUGUGGUCUGCGCUCCUUCACCAACUCAGAGGAGGUGAAACCGGCGGUGCUGGCUGCGUUCCCGCCGGAGAGGGUGGUAGUGUUUGACGGGUCGCUGCAGCUCAUGCAAGGUGCGUUGCUUGCCCUUCAUGGGCGCUCCUUCACCAACUCAGAGGAGGUGAAACCGGCGGUGCUGGCUGCGUUCCCGCCGGAGAGGGUGGUAGUGUUUGACGGGUCGCUGCAGCUCAUGCAAGGUGCGUUGCUUGCCCUUCAUGGGCGCUCCUUCACCAACUCAGAGGAGGUGAAACCGGCGGUGCUGGCUGCGUUCCCGCCGGAGAGGGUGGUAGUGUUUGACGGGUCGCUGCAGCUCAUGCAAGGUGCGUUGCUUGCCCUUCAUGGGCGCUCCUUCACCAACUCAGAGGAGGUGAAACCGGCGGUGCUGGCUGCGUUCCCGCCGGAGAGGGUGGUAGUGUUUGACGGGUCGCUGCAGCUCAUGCAAGGCGCCUUGGGAGAUGACUGGUCUGGCUUUGAGGCUCUCUCCUACAAGCACCAACAACUCACCCACCUGCCACCUGACUGGGUGGUGAUGCUGGCCCGUCGCUCCACUGUGAAGCACUCCUUCACCAACUCAGAGGAGGUUAAAGCGGCGGUUCUCGCUGCGUUUCCGCCAGAGAGGGUUGCUGUUUUCCAUGGCUCGCUGCACCUCAUGCAAGGUGCGUUGUGCUUUUGA
This is a messenger RNA of Closterium sp. Naga37s-1, 4038 nucleotides long. NCBI's taxonomy places the organism in Eukaryota, Viridiplantae, Streptophyta, Zygnematophyceae, Desmidiales, Closteriaceae. The record is from the annotation of a GenBank genome assembly.